AUGUUGACAUCACUGCCACAAAAACAAUCCAUUGGAUUCCUUAGACGUAACAUGAGAGAAUACAGUCAUGCAAGUCUAAUUGGAGUCAAUACUGGGAAAGUUGUAGAAUUUGACGUCAGAACCAGAAAUUGUAGUAUUUGCCAAUAUCACAUAGGAAAAAAUGAACCAAAGCCACCACUUGAGUGUAAUGUUAACUGGACAGGAUCAAGCAAAGGUAUGGAGCCAGACAUGGCAUGUUCAAUGAUCCAAAGGCUGGCUGAGGAUGGAUAUACAGUUGGAACUUUACAUGCUGAUAAUGAUGCUACUACUCAAUCAAGACUACCUCGUUCAAUAAUAAAAAAAAAGGUGAUAAAACACAUGUGAAGAAAAAUAUCUCCAAACUUCUUUAUGGUCUUUCAAAAAACUACAAACAGUUAAAGUCAUCAAAAGUCAUC
Messenger RNA from Mytilus trossulus (common blue mussel), 434 nucleotides. RefSeq lists its product as uncharacterized. The record is from RefSeq and is a predicted model, not a curated record. Bases 1 to 363 code for a protein of 120 amino acids. Lineage: Eukaryota; Metazoa; Mollusca; Bivalvia; Mytilida; Mytilidae. The transcript is spliced from 3 exons.